CCUUACGCGGUUGCGACCAAACUUGCGUUGGCUCAUUUGGCUGAGGGAGAAAGGACGGAUGAUGCGUUGGUUGGUUUUAAGAACUUUGCGGCUGCAAAUACGAAUCUAAAAGGGAUUGAGUUGACGGUUGAUGAUGUGGCAAACGUGGUUUUGUUUCUGGCGAGCGAUGAAUCGCG
Eruca vesicaria subsp. sativa (arugula) is the source of this 176-nucleotide messenger RNA. Lineage: Eukaryota; Viridiplantae; Streptophyta; Magnoliopsida; Brassicales; Brassicaceae. The record is from the annotation of a GenBank genome assembly.